ACUCCAAUUCGCUUUGUAUCUGCCAUUGGCUUUUUGUUUUUGGCCCCCAUGUCUGGGGGCUGUGUGCGAAUUUUGGCAAUUUUUUCCACAUUCCCAAAUAUUCAUUGGGCUUUGUUUGUUUGAUUUCUCUGGCACAGCCCUUGCCCAGCCCAGUCCCAUGUGCUGUGACCUCAUUAUCCACUGCCUAUUGCUAGUCUGUUUGCAUUUUCCUGCUGCCAUUGACGACGUCACAAUGCGAUUGACGAGGCGCAGCAAUUGUAUUGAUGCCGACUGUUUAUUCCGAGGGCGCAUAGUAGGGUAUCCGCACUGUAAUAGGAUCAAAGGCAGUCAGUCGCCCAAUUAGUCAGUCAUAACUCAACUGCUUUUGCUCACAUCUCGCAGCACUGCGACUAUUUAUAGUUCCUAUUAUAUGUGGCAGCUUCGCAAACGCCCACGCAAACGCAGCACACAGCCAUUUAGAGGUGUUGAGUCAUUGAACUCGUUGCAAAUGCACAAAUGAAAACAAAAGUGUUUCAGCUUUGUGCAAUUUAAUUCUGCGAUUUCAACAAAUUGGCAAAUAAGUCAAAUUACUUAAAUAUGACAUAUUCUGUGCCUAUUGCUUGUAAAUUAGACUAUGCCAAGAUAUUACCACAUAAGAUUGCGAAACACCUAAUUAGUUCGUAUGGCACCAAUUAAAAAAUAAUUGUAGCAUUUUCCCUAGGAAGUAUAUGGGGAAAAACAAGGCAAUCUGUAAAAUUGCUCUUGCUCGCUUAUUUAUUCGUUAGAUCGCGUAUAUAAACGUACAUAACGAGAUAAGUAGAUUUUCAUGAGCGCCCGCAAAAUGGAACAAAAUAAUGAAACUCAAAUAUUGACACAAUUAUUUAACACAACCACGCGAUGUCGCCGCUAAGCCAAAGCUCCAGCUCCCCCCAUCCCCCCACCAUACUAUCUACCUAUCUAUCUACAAUAUCACGGUUUCAGUCUAUAUACGCUAUAGAGCGGGACAACUGAACGACCUAGAGAAUGGCGGAACGGACUGCUCGACUCACAAACACAGAAGGCAAGCUUUUGGAGCUAUAAAAGACGAACGUGGCUAAGGCAGCAGUAGUUUGGCAAAGUAGCUCGUUGCACAAUGUCCAUGCGUUUGAUUCUAAUUGGCUUGGCCAUCCUGGCAUUGGCCUAUGGACAACCUGUUCCAGAAGUUCCAGAAGUCGUUGAAAAUGCUAAGCCCGUCCAGGAGAUAAAUUCAGAAAAACCCGUAUUAAAUGCCUACCAACGGACCCUUUUCCUCCUGCUGCCCCUGCUGUUCCCUAACGAGUUCUAUAUACCGACUACCAGCGGCUAA
Molecule: messenger RNA, 1324 nt
Organism: Drosophila santomea
Lineage: Eukaryota; Metazoa; Arthropoda; Insecta; Diptera; Drosophilidae
Exons: 3
Coding region: 1112-1324 (70 amino acids)
Source: RefSeq, a predicted model, not a curated record